Messenger RNA from Actinia tenebrosa (Australian red waratah sea anemone), 1809 nucleotides. RefSeq lists its product as uncharacterized. NCBI's taxonomy places the organism in Eukaryota, Metazoa, Cnidaria, Anthozoa, Actiniaria, Actiniidae. The record is from RefSeq and is a predicted model, not a curated record.
UUUUUCCUAAAACCUUCAGAUUUUCAUUAAUUUUUGUUCCUUGAUAAAGUUAGAUUUAAUAGCAUUCAAAAUUAUUUCAGCCUAAAAAUUGUAAAAUGAUACCUUUUUUCGCUCCCUUAACCUUCGAGAACACAAUGCUUGGGUUACCUAUGUCUUGUUUCCAUGACGAUGAUUGUGACUUUUUGAUAUACACUACUCAAGAGGCCAUUUUAGCUUGUGUACAAUCAACUUAUGAGACUUUUAAGAUAAAAAACAACAAUCCUCAUCUUUAUUCAAAAAGGAAGAAAAACACCAGACUUCAGACAACAUGUUGGAAAGUUGAAUUUGACUGAAAAAUUCAAUUUGUGUUGAGGAACUAAGCGAAGAAUGUCGGGUCCAAGGCUGAAGGCUGGUGGCUCUAGGUCCCAAAAGCCGUCGUGGUUUCAAGAUGUGAAAACAGGAUGCGAAAAACAAACAGAUUACUUCCUACGAAUACGGAAACUACAAAAAGAAUUGAUCAACAGAGAGCAGCAUAACCUUGUUAAUGCUAUGGAGAGACUCAAACAGCUUCAAUAUCCUAGAAGGAAGCCUUUUGUUCGCAACUUCGAAGGCCCUCCCGUCAGUUCGAAAUGCUUUCCAACAAGGCCAUUACGAAAUACGAGAAGGGACCCAAAACAUCUUCUUAACCAAAGGUCAGAAUUUGAGGAAUUGAAACCAUUAAAAGGGAAAGUGUUGCUCCCAAAAAAGACUCGAGUUGAUGAUGAAGCGAAUGUGGAGCCGUUCACGCUCGAUGAAAUAAAAAGAAUUUACAGUAUGUUGCCAAUUAUGAACGAUAAACAAAUAGCAAGAAUCAUCCAUGAUGUAAGGACGACUUUUCCUGAUGAACCCUUCACGUAUCUUCUACAACCUCAUCUACCAUCUAUCCCAAAUGUUCCACGGAAAGCUAACAGAAGACUUGAUAAUCGAUUGAAAUUGCUUACGUUAACUGAGAGCUCUUGCUCUAUCGGAAGCUCAAAUAGUAUUCCACAUAUACAUCCCACUUCUAGCCAUCACAAAAGAACAGAUGUUGCGCCUAAAGAUGCUGAGAAACAGAAACAAAGGAAGAGUGAAAGGAAAAAAGGGAAAAAGAGUAUUCUUGCUUUUGAUGUUGAUCCAAAUGAUUCCUCUGUGUUUUCAAACUGUCUAUCUAGUUCAGAUAAAGAUAUUCUGAAUGAGGACCCCUCUCCUUUGCCCCCUCCUAAUUCUAGACCUACUUCAUGUUUGAAAAAUAUGGAUGCAGAACGUGAUGUAACAAAGGAAAAGCUUGAAAAUGAAACAAGUGAAACUCUGAAUGACUUGAACGAAAAACUUACUGAAUCAGUUGUUGAGAAUACUGUUCAACUCUCUGCAUCCAAUCAAUUAGAUGAAGAGAUGCAAGAAGAAAAACAGAAUUUACCUAAAAGUAAUCCAGGUGAAAACCAUGAUUCCAAGGAAAUCUUAGAUGAAGAAAAGAAAGAAGAUGAACAAUUGCAACCAGAGGCGCAGCCAGAAGCACUCAAUGCUGUAGAAAGCUUAGAAAAUUUACCUGAAAAUGCUUCUGUCAUUUACACAGAGCCAGUAGUUAAAAUCACAAAAAAGGAACCUGCUAUGUUAGAAAACUAAAUGAAAGAAUUAGGAUUUUAAAAUAAGAUGAUAUGAGGCCUAAUAAUUUGUCAAAUUCUUCUAAAAAAUCAAAAUUCUUAAAAACAUAUAACCAUAAAACAUUUAGAAAGUGAAUAGCAGAGAUAAUCUUGUCGUUUUAAAAUAUACACUUUAUAACAUUAUAAAUCAAAAGCUYCCAUAUGUAAAACU